UAUCGGGAUGUAGUUUUCGCGGAGUUCUGUGAUGUUUUUUUUUAUUGCUACUUUCAUUUUACAAAAUUUUUUAUUUUGAUCUACUUUCUCUGACAGUAAAUUUAGAUGCCUUUAGCAUUUGUUAUCAACCCAGAAAGUUUUUAUAAUCGUGCCAAACAUUCAAAAUAUAAUAUAUAUAUGUUUAUAAAAUAUAUAUACACGUACAUUUAUAUAUAUAAAAUAUACAUAAAUUAUUAUAUAUAAAGACGCAAAAAUGUUUCCCGCUGGUUUGUUUCGACGCACACAAGCCUCUAUUCUAAAUUACGCACGUUACUCAGAGUCGAAGAGCACUUUACCUUCAAAUGUAUUUCUGCUGGGCGGCGGUCUCGGUAAGUUGCAAGGUGGCAUCAAGGAAGAAGAAUACUUUAGCUCGAUCAAUCACGGAUUAAUGUCCAAUAUACGCAAACAUAUUGAGUCCUCGAAGACCGCAGACUAUAUGCGCAAAUACGAGGAGUAUCAACGUACAUUAGAUCAUGCUGCUCUCUAUAAUACAACUUGUAUAAACAAAUACAAGGACAUGCAUGAAGAGGCAUUCUUCUUGAAUGAGAGCACCGAAUGUUUAAAGGUUUUGCAUAAUCGUGGAAAGGACGAUCCAAUCGAUGACGAUGAAUCAUAGGCAAAGUAAUUGGCAAAUCCAAAUGAAUGUU
Drosophila navojoa is the source of this 686-nucleotide messenger RNA. RefSeq lists its product as uncharacterized. NCBI's taxonomy places the organism in Eukaryota, Metazoa, Arthropoda, Insecta, Diptera, Drosophilidae. The record is from RefSeq and is a predicted model, not a curated record.